GCGGACAUCAAGCGUGCGUUCAUGGCUCGGUUAAGAGGCUGCUGACGGUAUCCUUUUAGACCUCAGUAUCCUCGGAAAGACCGCGAAGUCUCAAGAGCGCCGUUGGACUCGAUUACGGCCCCCUUGUCGUCCUUCAAUCGACGAUAGACGAUCAUACGGAUAUGUCCUGAAUUGGUCGACUCGACUACGCGCCAAGCACCAAUGUAUGCUUCUCUGUAGCUUUUCCCUCCGAUAUGUAGAUGUACCGAAUACAUUUCUCAGCUCUCUUCGCAGACUUUCUAUCGCCCGGCUGAAGAUUGCGAACAGGCUGAACACAGAACAUCGGACCCUAUUUUGCCAUCUCCCUCGUCGCGACUGCAAAUUUAAUCAUGGCGCUUACUCUCCAAGAUGCAGACUCACAGCGCUCAAGAGAAGAUCGCUUAGAAUGAUUUCAAUCGCAGACAUCAACCGCAAAUGUCGCAGUGGCCGACAGUGCCAGCGAACACACAGAACUAUAGGCUCACACAGAGGCAGAGCAGCCCAUGAACAACAUCGUCAUAACGGUAAACAAGAUCGUGAAAGAGAAUCGAAACCAGGGCGGGAGGUAUCCAGCGGAAAGCAGUCGACAAACUCGUAGCGCUACAAUACAUAGAAACGCAAGAAGACCAGUAGAUAACUCGGGUAGAUCGUGAAAGGUAGACAGGUAGAUCGUAGAAGGCAGACAGGUAGAACGUAGAAGGCAGACAGA
Schizophyllum commune H4-8 is the source of this 727-nucleotide messenger RNA. RefSeq lists its product as uncharacterized. The record is from RefSeq and is a predicted model, not a curated record. Lineage: Eukaryota; Fungi; Basidiomycota; Agaricomycetes; Agaricales; Schizophyllaceae. Bases 206 to 616 code for a protein of 136 amino acids. The transcript has 3 exons.